This is a messenger RNA of Melanaphis sacchari, 802 nucleotides long. RefSeq names its product 33 kDa inner dynein arm light chain, axonemal-like. Gene Ontology annotation, molecular function: dynein heavy chain binding. Lineage: Eukaryota; Metazoa; Arthropoda; Insecta; Hemiptera; Aphididae. The coding region runs from base 1 to 774 and encodes 257 amino acids. Gene Ontology annotation, cellular component: filopodium; axoneme. The record is from RefSeq and is a predicted model, not a curated record. The transcript has 5 exons.
AUGAGUACUAUUGAAAGAGUACAUCCGUCAGAAAUAAAUUUAGUGCACUUCGAUAAUCCAAAAUUGUUAGUUACUAAACCUAUUCCAACAUUGCCAAAAACGACUAAACAACAUCGAUAUUCUGUGGCAAAAAAUGUUCGUUCAAUGGACUGCGGAGACUAUGCGUUUGAAGCUAAACACCAUAAUUGUACAGAAGUUUUGAAUAGUAUAUUAUCACCAAGGGAAUGGGAAAUGGAUGGUAAAAUAUUUUCUCAAAAAAUAUCUAUUCAACCUGCUACUAAGCGAGAUGUGAAAAAUCUUGUUGAGAAAUUCGAUACAUAUUUAAAAGAAUAUAACACUAAAGAGGUGGGACUUUGUCCGAUUAAACACGAAAUAUACAGUCAAUGUUUUAAUGAAGUCAUAAGACAAGUAACGUUAAACUGUGCGGAACGGGGUUACAUGUUGAUCCGGAUUCGCGAUGAACUUCAGAUGAGCAUAAAUGGUUAUAAAGAGAUGUACGAGAGUGCAUUAGCUCACGGGAUUCGAAAGUCAUUACAGCGGAAACACGCAAAGUCUGAUUUAUUGAAGACUGUAGAAUAUUUGAGGUCUGAAAAUAAAAGGUUAGAAGCUGAGCUGAUGAAAAUCACCUUGAUGACAGAAAAAAUUGAUCGAGAUGCGGCUGAAGAGCGUAACGUGAUCAUUAAACGUCAAACCGAAGAGUUAGACGGUUUAAAAAGAGCUAACCAACUGGUAAAAGUUCAAUUAGAAUCUAUUGUAGCAUCAAAGAAUUUAUAACACAAACAUUGCUGCUGCAGCGGUAUCA